This is a messenger RNA of Amphiprion ocellaris (clown anemonefish), 1707 nucleotides long. RefSeq names its product phosphorylated adaptor for RNA export (gene phax). The coding region runs from base 150 to 1352 and encodes 400 amino acids. The transcript has 2 exons. The record is from RefSeq and is a predicted model, not a curated record. Gene Ontology annotation, biological process: snRNA export from nucleus. Gene Ontology annotation, cellular component: nucleus. NCBI's taxonomy places the organism in Eukaryota, Metazoa, Chordata, Actinopteri, Pomacentridae.
GUGAGUUUAGCUCAGCGCGAAUUUUCUCCAGUCUCAACUUCUGCUGUGGAGCUCUUUUGUAGCAGUUCAGGCGAAGAGAAGAGGCCAGCAGCACUAAAACACAGUGUGAUACAGACAGGGAGCUGCUGUCACACUCCUGAAGACGAGAAAUGGCGGAUGGCGGAGAUCUGAUGGACGGCAAUCUGGAAGAUGGAGAGAUCUCCGGCUCGGACACUGAGAUGGGAACCGCCGUAGCAGCCCGGCCCCUGGUUCCAGCCGCGUUCAGCGACCAGUCCUUCCAGAGCAGAGCCCAGCCACCAGCCUACCGCAGCUCCGGCAGGACGGUGGAGUCCAGCGACACUGACCCGGAUUCAUCAGACGAGGAGGCGGCGGUUUGGCGCCGCAAGCGACAGAAAGUGUCCAACGCUCCUCCGUGUACCGUCCGGCCGGGCCCGAACCCAGUGGCCGCCCCUGGCGCGCUGGGAGGCCGCAAGGUGAACAACAUUUGGGGCUCUGUGGUCCAGGAGCAGUGCCAGGACGCCGUGACUGCAGAGCUCGGUAUAUUCGGCAUGGAGGGUGUUGGCAUGUCCAGCAGAAAUGUGGAGACCUAUAACUUUGUCCUGGCCCGUAAGAUCAUGGAGAAGGAGAGGGACAUGGAGAACCGGGCAAGGAAUGAAGGAGAGGUGAGCAUGCUGGAUGAGGAGCUGGAGGAGUACAUGAAGGGCCGGGGGUCAGAGGACAGGGCAGGGGGCAACACCAAGAGGAAGAGGCCAGCUAAAGAGAGGCUGGGCCCCAGAGCUGAGAUGGAUAUCAAGGGCCGGUAUGAGAUCAGUGAGGAUGACCCGGAUGAUAAGGUGGUAGAUGAGAUUGCACACAGGCUGCAGGAGCCCAAAAAGGAACUGAUAGGACGUGUUGUUCACAUAGUUGGGAAGAAGAAAGCCAUAGAACUGCUUGGAGAGACGGCCACGCUGGAGGAAAACGGUGGUGUGUACACCAUGGAUGGCAGCAGGCGACGGACCCCAGGAGGGGUGUAUCUGAACCUGCUGAAGAACACACCCAGCAUCUCCAAGUCCCAGAUCAGGCAGAUAUUCUUCGAAGAACAACAGAAUGACCAAAAGAGCAAGAAGGCUGCCCAGAAGAGGAGGCGGCACAUGGUGGCCAAAAAGAUGAAGCAGGCCAUCGGCACUCUGAACCUGCAGGAGCACGAUGACGUCUCCAGGGAGACUUUUGCUAGUGAUACCAACGAGGCCUUGGAGUCGCUGGAGGAGGCUGCAGAAGAGGAGGAGGGCGAAGAGGAGGGUGAGGUGGAAGCUGCUGUGGGCACUGAGGAGACACCCGUGGUCUACAACUCAGCAGACCUGGAGGUCUUCUGAGGGCUGUCUGAACACGAUCAUCUGGACUAACAUGAAUGAAACACUGAAAGCACUGUAGUCACACAGUGGUGUCUUUUUUUUUUUUUUUUUUAAAUUUAGCAAUAAAGGCUGCGCUUAUGCUAACAGAAAUAUUGUACUUGUUUUGUACAGCAUGGAUUUGUUGAUUUCAACAUUUGUGAUCCAAAUGGUGUUUGCUUUUAAAAUUCUGAUCAAACAAAAGCUGUCAUCUGAGUUUCAGUAACCUUCUCUGUUCUGACCUACAUUGUGAAAUGAUUCAGUUUUGUUUCAUUAAAAUCAUCUGUGUCUGUAUCUGAAAAAUAAAUAAAGGUGACUCAGGUUAAAUUACUUUAACAAA